This is a messenger RNA of Physcomitrium patens, 2022 nucleotides long. RefSeq lists its product as uncharacterized. The record is from RefSeq and is a predicted model, not a curated record. NCBI's taxonomy places the organism in Eukaryota, Viridiplantae, Streptophyta, Bryopsida, Funariales, Funariaceae.
UUCUCAGUAUUUCAUGCAUCAAGUUUGGUUCCACCAAAACAACAAUUUAUUUUCAUCAGGGUCGGCACAUUCUUCCAAACCACAUUCACGGAUACCAAGAGAUUCUUGUUUCAUAGCCCAUGAGGGUCACCAAAAGUAGGACGGUAUCAGGAGUCUGGUUUAUUUUUUCUGUUGUUUCGAUUCAACCUAAAAAGUUUUUCAAGAAGCGAUCAGUCAGGGUGUGGGAUGACUUGCUGAAUUGUUACCAAAGGGGUGCUAAACUCCUCGUUCACAGAGAAGUUGCAAUCGGAGGCCUGAACAAACAGGCAGAUUCUUUAGUGAUGGUAAAAGCAGGUAUAACAGGCCCUUCACUGGAAACGAACGAUGGAGACUUUUCAGCAGUUGAUGAUGAGAAGCGUCCAGGCGUUACUAGUCAAGAUUGGAAAUGGUCAUGCUGGAGAUGUGUACAGGAGGGAUCGAAGAAGAAAUUUAAGAAGUUUUACCCAGAUUCAGAUGAAGUUGAUCCUUCUGUACCUGUCGAUCUUUCCUAACCUUUCUGGGUAAUUUACGAUGAAGACGUAGAGGAUGGUGUACCGGUAGAAUAUUGCGGCAAAGAUCGAGCAACUGUUGUUAGGUUGUAUUCCAAGUAUCUUCUACGACUUGUAAACGAACUCAGACUGCCUACCAAAUUGACAAAAUCUGGUUUUGGUUAUGGAGAGAUUAGUUCCAGGCAUCUAUUGGCAAUAUUAAUAUUUAACAGGGACCUCUAUCAGAGUCGUCUUGAUUCUGUAGAAACGGACGAAUUUGAUCUCCUUCACAUGCAUCAUUUGAUCCGUUUCCUGAAGAAAGACUAUGAAGACACUAUCACAGAGUAUGAGAGGAUGAAGAAAGCUGGUGUUACUUCCUUGAAAAUGUUGUGGACCCUGAUGGUGCCCGACGUGGAAGUUGUCUAUUACUGUGAUGUUUCAAAGGAAGAACUAUGUGGUAAAGUUGUGGUAGCAAGAUACAAUAUUAGUGAUUCGGAUUAUUUUCUGUUUGAACAUGUGAGGAAGCAGGUAGAUUUUAUGGUUCGGUGGAAGCAUAUGACUACGAUUGCCUGAACUUCUUUCUCAAUAGGGGAAUGAAAUAUUGUGACCUGGUUUUAAAACACAAGGGCUGUUUCAUGCAAUAUCAAGGAUUACUCUGUACACAAAAUAAAAAGUCACCGAAAAACGUGCCCUUGAGAUACUGGAGAUCCUCUGACAACCACAAGGAGAGUGUCGAUGGUCGGGUGAUGAUUGAUCAAGUAGGUUAUGCGAAAAUGAAACCAAACCAGGAUAUGGGCACUGCAAGUCCAUCAAGAAAUUGGUUGGGGAGAGAUAGACCGAGGAUGGAUCAGGUAAAACCUUGACAGUGGAAACCCUUGCAGAAAAAUUUGGAUGUCCUUUGUGGCAAUUAAGUGUUGCUAAGCUUUCUACAAGCACUAAAAGGCUUGAGACGAAGUUGCUCAAGAGAUUUGAAACAGCAGUAUCAUGGCAGGCUAUCUUGUUGUUAGAUGAGGCUGAUGUGUAUCUAUCGUCCAGAAAACACUCACCUCCAAGCUCAGAUGUUACUCCAACCAAUGCAAUGACAGGAGUGUUCUUACGGGUUUUGGAAUAUUAUAAGGGUCUUCUCUUUCUGACAAACAAUAUGGUUGAUCAUUUUGAGGAAGCAAUCUUUUCGAGAAUGUCUUUGUUUGUUGAAUUUCAAGAAUUUGACGACAUAGAACGCAAGCAAUUGUGGACGGAUUCCCUAAAUCGAGUUGGCUUUCAAGGAACAUUAUCUCUAGAAUUUUGGAAGGAGGUACUGUUUGUAAAAUUCAAUCAUUGUGUGGUCAGAAACUUGAUUAAAAAUGCCCAGAUCCUAGCUCAAAGUGACAAUAUACCAUUGUCGGAGGUUUAUAGUAAAUGCAUCUAAUAUAAUGCUUAGGAAUAAGUGAAAAAGUGUCACUUUUAUAAAUAGCUACUACAUCAUUAGAGUUAUAUCAAUUCUACAUUUAUAUAUGGAGUAGUUUUUACUUUGUAA